AUGAUGGUGCGCAGUUGCUCAGGGAUAUGAUCACAAGGAAUAAAUGGAUAUUGUAAGGCUAAGCGGGUCGAUGAUGGUUUUGAACUUUUCCGCACAAUGUCUAUGAGAGGGGUGGUUGCUAAUACAGUUACGUAUAGCACUCUAAUCCAAGGGUUUUGUCAAUCGGGAAAACUUGAGGUUGCUAAAGAACUCUUCCAAACGAUGGUUUCUCGUCGUGUUCCUCCUAAUAUUGUGACUUACAAAAUUUUGCUGGAUGGAUUGUGUGACAAUGGGGAAAUAGAAAAAGCAUUGGAAAUUUUUGAAAAAAUGCAGAAGAGUGAGAUGAAGCUUGAUAUAGGUAUCUAUAACAUCAUUAUUCACGGGAUGUGCAAUGCUAGUAAGGUGGAUGAUGCUUGGGAUUUAUUCUGUAGUCUACCAGUUAGAGGAGUGAAGCCCGAUGUUAAGACAUACAACAUAAUGAUUGGAGGACUGUGUAAGAAAGGCUCACUGUCUGAAGCGGACCUGUUGUUUAGAAAAAUGGAAGAAGAGGAUGAGCAUGAGCCAGAUGGUUGUACAUACAACACACUAAUCCGAGCACAUCUCCGAGGUAGUGACAUAAAUACAUCAGCUGAAUUCAUCGAAGAAAUGAAAAGGGGAGGGUUCGCUGCUGAUGCGUCCACUAUAAAGAUGGUUAUCGACAUGUUAUCGGAUGGUAGAUUAAAGAAAAGCUUUUUGGAUAUGCUUUCUUAGAAUGUUUUCAUCUUAGAAAGAGUUGGUCAUAGAAUACUCUUGAGGAAGAAUGGAUAGAAAGAGUUGAAUGGGAGAAAGAUGCCACGCGACACCGUUUCUUGCCUUCUUGUAGGCUGCGUUGAGGAGCCAUAGGAGUCCAUUGUGUUUUCUAUCUUCUUCUUUUAGUCGAGCACUUGCAGUUAAGAUACAAGAAAAUCAAAUUCACAAGAGCAACCUUUCUCUCUAACGAGGAGCAUUUGACUUGUCUUUAAAACUCAGCUAAACCAAUUCCGGUAUAGCUUUGAUUGAGACGGUAGAUUGAACAAAAGCUUUUUGGAUAGGCUUUCGUGAAUGUUUGAUAUUAUAUAUGAGUGUUAAAAGUCCCGAAAUAGUGUUUUAUGUGGCUUUUUUGGUUUUUUUUUUUUAAUUCAAGCCAGCUUUAUUUUUUUUUGUUUUCACCGCCUGAUUGUCUUGUUUCUUGUUAGGUUCGUAUUUUUGUCCAAUUAGGGAAUGUAUCGGUGGUUUGUUUCUUUUUUUUAAAUCCAUGUUGGACUGGAA
This is a messenger RNA of Camelina sativa (false flax), 1266 nucleotides long. The record is from RefSeq and is a predicted model, not a curated record. Lineage: Eukaryota; Viridiplantae; Streptophyta; Magnoliopsida; Brassicales; Brassicaceae.